AUGGAUUAUAAGGAUUCUCCUUAUACCUUGUCGGAUGUGAAUAAGUUCAUCGUCAUCGGCUGUGAUGAUUCUGCUUGGCUGAUUUCACAAACGAAUUCUAGGAAUGUGUCUACCGGUUGUAUGGUCUUUUGUUCAACACCUGAGGAUGUUGUAGGUGACCAAUGUUCAGGAAAUGGUUGUUGUCAAUCGUCCAUACCCAAAGACAUAAACUACUAUGAAACUGACCUCAAUUCCCUCGUGGAUUCAAAGAACACGAUGUCCUUUAACCCUUGUACAUAUGCGUUUGUUGGUGAGGAGAACGCAUACACGUUCAAUGGUCUAACAUCUUUGAAUGACACUGAUUUGGCUGAAAAGAUUGAAGCUAGUGUCCCAAUAGUGCUUGAAUGGGCUAUUGGUAAUCUGAGUUGCAUUGAAGCCAAAGCAAUGGAUGGUUUCGCGUGCCAGUAUUCAAAUAACAUCAAUGAGUGUCGUUAUCCAGAGAUGUUUAAUAUUGUGGGGAGUUACACAUGCAAAUGUAAAGGAGGGUAUUCUGGUGAUGCCAAAAUUCGAGAUGGUUGUCGAGGACAUAAGCCAUUCCUAUUGGUUGUCCUGUUAUCUAUAGAGAAGAAAUUUACACCACCGGUUAAUACUUGUGCAGGUGCUCUUUUGGGCAUAUUGGUAUUAAUCUUCUCAUUGUGGCUACUCAAAGUAGUGCAAAGGAGGAAACUUAAGAAUCUCAAAGAGAAAUUCUUCAAAAGAAAUGGUGGUUUACUCCUACAACAACAAAUGUCUAGUGGUGAACGGAUGGUUGAUCAUCAAAUCAAUGCAACAGAAUUAGAGAAAGCAACUGGCCAAUUCAAUGAGGACAGAAUAGUCGGCCGAGGGGGUCAAGGGAUAGUUUUCAAAAGAAUGCUGGCAGAUGGAAGGAUAGUAGCAGUAAAGAAGUCGAUGUUGGUGGAUGAGAGUCAAGUUGAAACAUUUAUCAGUGAGGUUUUUAUACUAUCCCAGAUCAUCCACAAACAUGUGGUUAAGCUUCUGGGGUGUUGUUUGGAAACCGAAGUUCCAAUGCUAGUUUAUGAGUUUGUUGGUAAUGGAACUCUUUUUGACUUCAUCCACGACGAGAAUUAUGAGUUCCCUACCUUGUGGAAAUUGCGGUUGCAAAUUUCUAUAGAGAUAGCAGGAGCUCUUGCUUAUUUACAUUCGACAACUUUCGCACCGAUUUAUCAUAGAGACAUUAAAUCUUCAAACAUUCUUUUGGAUGACAAAUUUAGAGCAAAAAUAUCAGACUUUGGAAUUUCAAAGUCAUUAUCAGGUGAUCAAACCCAUCUAAGCUCCUUAGUCAAAGGUACCAUGGGUUAUUUAGAUCCAGAGUACUUCCAAUCAAGCCAUCUUACUGAAAAAAGUGAUGUAUAUAGUUUUGGUGUUGUUCUCCUUGACCUCUUGACCGGGAAAAUCCCCAUCUUCAGAACACCUUAUGGGGAGAGAAUGAGUUUGGCAACCUUCAUUUUGUCAAUGGAAGAUGAACAACUUGUGGAAAACGUUGAUGAUCGAGUAUUAGAUGCACCCAAGGAACAACUCAUAGCAGUUGUAAACAUUGCAAAAAGAUGCUUAAAUUUGAAGGGGGUGCUACGGCCAAAUAUGAAAGAUGUUGCAACAGAUUUGGAAGGUAUAAGAUUGCAUAACCAAUCUCAGCAGCAAUCAAAUGAUAAUUCUUAG
Cynara cardunculus var. scolymus (artichoke) is the source of this 1695-nucleotide messenger RNA. RefSeq names its product wall-associated receptor kinase-like 10. Bases 1 to 1695 code for a protein of 564 amino acids. The record is from RefSeq and is a predicted model, not a curated record. Gene Ontology annotation, molecular function: ATP binding; protein serine/threonine kinase activity. Gene Ontology annotation, biological process: protein phosphorylation; cell surface receptor signaling pathway. The transcript is spliced from 4 exons. NCBI's taxonomy places the organism in Eukaryota, Viridiplantae, Streptophyta, Magnoliopsida, Asterales, Asteraceae. Gene Ontology annotation, cellular component: plasma membrane.